UGACGCGUGGCGUAGACCACGACGGGCUGCGCCUGUCACACCCGCGGCUUGUUGCGGAGGAGCAGCGGGCGCCAUGGCGGUUCUGCUGGAGACCACUCUGGGCGACGUCGUCAUCGAUCUGUACACCGAGGAGCGGCCGCGCGCCUGCUUGAAUUUCCUGAAGUUGUGCAAAAUAAAAUAUUACAAUUAUUGUCUUAUUCACAAUGUACAGAGGGAUUUUAUUAUACAAACUGGUGAUCCUACAGGGACUGGCCGUGGAGGAGAGUCUGUUUUUGGUCAACUGUAUGGUGAUCAAGCAAGCUUUUUCGAGGCUGAAAAAGUACCAAGAAUUAAGCACAAGAAGAAAGGCACUGUGUCCAUGGUGAACAAUGGCCGUGAUCAACAUGGAUCUCAGUUUCUUAUUACUACAGGAGAUAAUCUAGAUUACCUUGAUGGUGUUCAUACGGUGUUUGGUGAGGUGACAGAAGGCAUGGACAUAAUUAAGAAAAUUAAUGAGACCUUUGUUGACAAGGACUUUGUACCAUAUCAGGAUAUCAGGAUAAAUCACACAGUGAUUUUAGAUGAUCCGUUUGAUGACCCUCCAGAUUUAUUAAUCCCUGAUCGAUCACCAGAACCUACAAGGGAACAGCUCGAUAGUGGUCGAAUAGGAGCAGAUGAAGAAAUUGAUGAUUUUAAAGGAAGAUCAGCUGAAGAAGUAGAAGAAAUAAAGGCAGAAAAAGAGGCCAAAACUCAAGCUAUUCUGUUAGAAAUGGUGGGAGACCUACCUGAUGCAGAUAUUAAACCUCCAGAAAAUGUGCUGUUUGUGUGUAAAUUGAAUCCAGUGACCACAGAUGAAGAUCUGGAGAUAAUAUUCUCAAGAUUUGGGCCAAUAAGAAGUUGUGAAGUUAUCCGGGAUUGGAAGACAGGAGAAUCCCUUUGUUAUGCUUUUAUUGAAUUUGAAAAGGAAGAAGAUUGUGAGAAAGCAUUCUUCAAAAUGGACAAUGUACUUAUAGAUGACAGAAGAAUACAUGUGGAUUUUAGCCAGUCUGUUGCAAAGGUUAAAUGGAAAGGAAAAGGUGGGAAAUACACCAAGAGUGAUUUCAAGGAGUAUGAAAAGGAACAGGAUAAACCAUCUAAUUUAGUUUUGAAAGAUAAAGUAAAGCCCAAGCAGGAUGCGAAAUACGAUCUUGUACUAGAUGAGCAAGCAGAGGAUCCGAAAUCAAGUCACUCCCACACAAGUAAGAAACACAAGAAGAAAACUCGUCACUGCUCUGAAGAAAAAGAAGAUGAGGACUAUAUGCCGAUCAAAAAUACUAAUCAGGAUAUCUACAGGGAAAUGGGGUUUGGUCACUAUGAAGAAGAGGAAAGCUGUUGGGAGAAACAAAAGAGUGAAAAGAGAGACCGACCUCAAAACCGAAGUCGUAGCCGAUCUCGAGAAAGGGACGGCCACUACAGUAACAGUCACAAAGCCAAAUACCAAACAGACCCCUAUGAAAGAGAACGGAGUAAAAAGAGAGACCGAAGCAGGAGUCCCAGGAAAUCCAAAGAUAAAGAAAAAUCCAAGUACAGAUGAAAGACAGAGAAUCAGACAUGGGUGGCUAAUGUAUUUACUGUUGUCUAACUUGGAGCACCAGGUACUCAGAUAUUGUGUCAAAGCAUCAGAGACUCUGCUUAUUUUUUUUUCACACUAGGGUUAUGGCCCUUUUCGAUUAAUACUGAUUGUAUAGGGCACAGAAAGACAAUAAAAAGUUGAACAUUUUCUUUGUAUACUUUUGUACACUAAUUUUAUUGUUAUACAUAAAUAGUGGUCUUCAUUUUUCAAGUCUUUCACAUUUUCCACUCUUCUCUUUUUUAAAUGAAGUAUUUCAUACCUACAGAAAUCCACAGAUGUGUAUAUAUAAGGUAUAAAGAAUAGUAAAUAUUUGUGUACCCAUGAGCCAGCUCAAGAAAUAGAGUAUCACCUGCAUUUUAGAAACCCUCUGUGUGUUCUCUCCUCAAGUGAUGAUUAUUCUGAAUUUUCUAUUUGUCCUUCUCCCGCUUGUUAUAGUUUUACAACAUAUGGAUGUAUUCGCAAAUAAAAUGUUAAGUUUUGUAUGUUUUUGAAUUUUAUAUAAAUAGCAUAAUGUUUGUUUA
Panthera uncia (snow leopard) is the source of this 2112-nucleotide messenger RNA. It is a transcript of the gene PPIL4, whose product is annotated as peptidylprolyl isomerase like 4. Gene Ontology annotation, molecular function: peptidyl-prolyl cis-trans isomerase activity; RNA binding. The transcript is spliced from 13 exons. Bases 74 to 1552 code for a protein of 492 amino acids. Gene Ontology annotation, cellular component: nucleus. NCBI's taxonomy places the organism in Eukaryota, Metazoa, Chordata, Mammalia, Carnivora, Felidae. Gene Ontology annotation, biological process: protein peptidyl-prolyl isomerization. The record is from RefSeq and is a predicted model, not a curated record.